This is a messenger RNA of Eucalyptus grandis, 2291 nucleotides long. RefSeq names its product venom phosphodiesterase. The record is from RefSeq and is a predicted model, not a curated record. Bases 319 to 1845 code for a protein of 508 amino acids. Gene Ontology annotation, cellular component: vacuole. The transcript has a single exon. NCBI's taxonomy places the organism in Eukaryota, Viridiplantae, Streptophyta, Magnoliopsida, Myrtales, Myrtaceae.
CAAAUACUGUCCAAUCACAGCCAAAAACACACGUGGCGGAGGAUUCAGAGCGCACCACCACGAAACCACCACCUCCCUUCCUUGGUUCGGACUCCAUCGAUAGGACUACGAUCGGUCUGGUCUUCUCCGACAGCGACCCCUCACCCGCCCAUCGAUCUCCGCCCAAACCCUCCUUCGUUUUCACUUCAUCUCUUGACCAGCUGCAGACCCAGAUCGAGAGCCCGCCUCGUUUGAUCGAUUCUUGAAAAAUUUCUGCAAUUCUUGGGCGGAGCAGAGGGUCUGGAGCUCUCUCCGGAGGGAAAGCUUCGAUCUUGCGACAUGGGUUCCGACAAGCAACCCACGAAUCUCGACCAGGAGGAAGACCCGCCGAACCCAUCAACCGCUCUCCUCUCGUUCGACACCGACUCGGCCGACGAGUCGACGAAACCGAAGGCCUCGGCGGCUCAGAGGCCUGCGGCCACCGUCGUCCUCGUCUCUCUCAUCCUCGUCACUUGCGUCGCGGUCUCCGCCGCCGGCGCCUUCGCGUUCCUGUUCUUCUCUAGACCUUCGCCUUCCGCUCCUGCCGCGUCCUCUGCGGCGCCGGCGGCAGCGGCGCCUGCGGCGUCGAAGGCGUCGAGUUCCGAUUCCGAUUCGAUCGAAACCACGGCUCGCCCUCUCAAGAAGCUGCAGAAGCCGGUGGUUCUUCUGAUCUCGUCCGAUGGGUUCCGGUUCGGGUACCAAUUCAAGACCGCGACCCCGAACAUCGGCCGGCUGAUCGCGAACGGGACCGAGGCCGAAGCGGGCCUGAUUCCGGUAUUCCCUACUCUAACUUUCCCUAAUCAUUACUCCAUUGUCACUGGCUUGUACCCUGCUUUUCAUGGCAUCAUCAAUAACCACUUUGUGGAUCCUCAUAAUGGGGACACCUUCAACAUGGGUAGUCAUGACCCCAAGUGGUGGCUCGGCGAGCCGCUGUGGGAGACCGUGGUGAAUCAUGGGUUGAAGGCCGCCACUUACUUUUGGCCAGGGUCCGAGGUUAAUAAGGGAUCCUGGACUUGCCCUGAGGGUUACUGCCGGUUUUACAAUGGCUCGGUGCCGUUCGAGGAGCGGGUCGAUACAGUUUUGAAGUAUUUCGACAUGCCUAGUAGCGAGAUGCCUGUGUUCAUGACCCUGUAUUUCGAGGAUCCUGAUCAUCAGGGUCAUCAGGUUGGGCCUGACGAUCCUCAGAUCACCGAGGCGGUUGCUAAUAUUGAUAGGAUGAUUGGGAGGUUGAUCGAGGGUCUAGAGAAGAGAGGGGUUUUCGAGGAUGUUAAUAUAAUCAUGGUUGGUGAUCAUGGGAUGGUUGGGACUUGUGAUAAAAAGCUGAUCUUCUUGGAUGAUUUGAAAUCUUGGAUUGAUAUCCCGGCAAAUUGGGUGCAAUCUCACUCUCCGUUGCUGGCGAUCCGUCCGCCUUCGGGUGUGUCACCAGCAGAUGUCGUUCAGAAGAUGAACGAGGGAUUGAGAUCGGGCAAAGUUAUGAAUGGACAGUAUUUGAAGGUGUAUCUCAAGGAAGACUUGCCAAGUAGGCUUCAUUAUGUGGCGAGUGAUCGGAUUCCGCCCAUAAUAGGGUUGAUCGAUGAGGGAUUCAAGGUGGAACAGAAGAGAACAAAGCACCAGGAAUGUGGAGGAGCGCACGGCUAUGACAAUGAUAUCUUCUCCAUGAGGACAAUCUUCAUUGGUCAUGGUCCUGAGUUCGCUAGGGGGCAAAAAGUCCCAUCUUUUGAAAACGUUCAGAUAUACAACGUGGUCACUUCAAUUUUGAAGAUACAGGGUGCUGCAAAUAAUGGAACUGCUUCUUUUGCGAGCUCUAUUCUUUUGCCUAGCCCGUGAUGCUUGUCUCUACAGCAGCUUCUGAUCAGCCUCACCUCACCGGUUCUAGGACAUCAGCGAAGCAAAGCGAGCAUUGUAAUAUAAUGCGGAAGACAUGUAUCUAGGGGUUUGCCUAGGUAACGGGCAUGUAUCUAGAAAUCGGGCGGUUCACUAGGAAGGUGAGGUUCUAGAAUGCUUUGGAUCACUCAUCGGUUAGUAAUGUGGCAUAUAAGUUUAGUAGUGGAAUGCUUUUAAUUUGCCUAAGUCAGUUCCAUUCAUUAUGAGCUCAAUUUGUAAGAACGUAAAUGAUUUAUGUGACACCGAUGAUACAUGUUGCCGAAGCAGCAUCUGGUGGCAGCGAUUGACGAUCCUUGUGUUCAGGUUGUAAUUUGUUUUAAGUACUCCGUCCUGGAAGGUAGAUUUUUGAGAUAAUAAAUUUCGACAUUUCAUGCGUAUACACGCCAAAA